Messenger RNA from Vigna angularis (adzuki bean), 2159 nucleotides. Its product is annotated as protein NRT1/ PTR FAMILY 1.2. Gene Ontology annotation, molecular function: transmembrane transporter activity. The transcript is spliced from 4 exons. Gene Ontology annotation, cellular component: plasma membrane. Gene Ontology annotation, biological process: transmembrane transport; oligopeptide transport. Bases 203 to 2029 code for a protein of 608 amino acids. Lineage: Eukaryota; Viridiplantae; Streptophyta; Magnoliopsida; Fabales; Fabaceae. The record is from RefSeq and is a predicted model, not a curated record.
UGUAAGUAGCUAAGAAUGGUGAGACACGGAGAAAGUUGAUUCCAGAUAUGCAUGGAGACAGUGGCCGUAUGAACACGCAAAUUGAUCUCUGAUCGAGCGAGAAUUCGCAAGCACUGACAUCACUCCAUAUAUAUGCUGUGCAUGAACAUUAUUAGUUAAGUUGUUGGUCACUUGGUCGUGUGUUUUGUAGCGAUUAAGGAGAAUGGACAAGGAAGUGGAGCUUGGUUCCCUUGGAGAGGAGGUGUCUACCCAACACAUUACACAGCCACAGAGGCGCAAGGGUGGUCUUGUGACCAUGCCUUUCAUCAUCGCAAAUGAGGCACUUGCGAGUAUGGCAAGUUUGGCCCUUUUGCCCAACAUGAUACAGUACUUGAUGGGAAGUUACAAGCUUCACCUUGCCAAAGCAACCCAGAUACUUCUCUUGUCCUCUGCUACCGGCAAUUUCACCCCUGUGGUGGGUGCUUUCGUUGCUGAUUCUUAUCUGGGUCGAUUCGUCACUAUUGGGUUAGGUUCUGUCAUCUGUUUUCUGGGAAUGUCACUGCUGUGGUUAACAGCUAUGAUCCCACAGGCACGGCCUCCACCUUGCAGCCAUGAUUCUGAAGGCUGUAAAUCGGCAACGGGAGGUCAAAUGGCAAUGUUAAUAUCGGCCCUUGCACUCACGUCGAUUGGAAAGGGUGGUCUAGCAUGCUCCUUGGCAUUCGGUGCAGACCAGGUCAACAGAAAGGAUAACUCCAACAACCGGAGGGUUUUGGAAACAUUCUUCAGCUGGUACUAUGCUUUUGCUGCUAUUUCUAUCAUCAUUGCAUUCACCGUAAUUGUUUACAUCCAAGAUCAUGUUGGAUGGAAAGUGGGUUAUGGAGUUCCAGCAGCACUCAUGCUUUUAUCAACCAUCUUCUUCCUCCUUGCCUCUCCACUUUACGUAAAGAACAAAGUAAAAUCCAGCUUGUUCACUGGAUUUGCACAAGUGAUCACUGUUGCCUUCAAGAACAGAAAGCUUUCAUUACCACCUACGAACUCCCCUGAACUUUACCACCACAAGAAGGACUCCGAUCUCGUUGUUCCAACUGAUAAACUAAGUUUUCUGAACAAAGCUUGCGUUAUUAAAAAUCCGGAACUGGAUAUCGCCUCUGAUGGUUCAGCAUCAAAUCCAUGGAGACUCUGCACAGUAGAUCAAGUAGAGGAACUGAAAGCCAUUAUCAGAGUGGUUCCCUUGUGGUCUACAGGGAUCAUGAUGUCAGUGAACAUCGGAGGCUCAUUUGGGUUACUGCAAGCUAAAUCCCUGAACAGACAUAUCACCUCACACUUUCAAGUGCCACCCGGUUCUUUCAGUGUAAUCAUGGUGCUUUCAAUAUUUGUAUGGAUAGCUCUGUAUGACCGAGUCAUUCUUCCAUUAGCAUCAAAGAUAAGAGGGAAGCCAGUGAGGAUAAGUGCAAAGAGAAGAAUGGGAGUUGGUUUACUUUUCUCUUUUGUUCAUCUGGUAGUUUCAGCAAUCGUUGAGACUACACGGCGAAAAAGAGCAAUCCAAGAGGGAUAUCUUAAUAACGGGCAUGCGGUUCUGCAUAUGUCUGCAAUGUGGAUUUUCCCACAACUUAUCUUGGGUGGCAUUGCUGAAGCAUUCAAUGCAAUAGGCCAAAAUGAGUUUUAUUACACAGAAUUUCCCAAGAGUAUGUCGAGCGUUGCUACUUCUCUUUCUGGACUGGGAAUGGCUGCAGGAAACUUGGUAUCUAGUUUUGUAUUCAGCGUGAUAGAAAACGUUACUUCAAGCGGUGGAAAACAAGGUUGGAUUUCAGACAACAUUAACAAGGGUCGUUAUGACAAGUAUUACUGGGUUAUUUCUGGAUUGAGUGCUCUUAAUAUACUGUAUUACCUACUAUGCAGUUGGGCUUAUGGUCCUACCGUUGAUGAACUGCGUAAGCUAGGUGAAGAAAAUGGCUCAUCGAUGGAGGAGGAAGCUUCAACUGAACUUAGAAAUGGAGGUGAGUUUCACAAAGACUUCAACAAUAGUAAAGAAAAUGGCUCAAAGGAUUAAGUGUUUAUGUAUAAUAUAUUAUACGUUUCUGUGUGCAGAUACGAGUUUUCUGCACAGUUAAAUUGUAACAAUACUAUAAAUGCUGUAGACCAUAAAUUUUAUAAGAAUCCACUCAGCGGUUUUAGUUCUA